Messenger RNA from Daphnia magna, 2779 nucleotides. Its product is annotated as membralin. The transcript has 11 exons. The record is from RefSeq and is a predicted model, not a curated record. Gene Ontology annotation, cellular component: endoplasmic reticulum. Gene Ontology annotation, biological process: positive regulation of ERAD pathway; response to endoplasmic reticulum stress. Lineage: Eukaryota; Metazoa; Arthropoda; Branchiopoda; Diplostraca; Daphniidae. Bases 176 to 2107 code for a protein of 643 amino acids.
UGUGUAUAGAAGUUUUCAUUUACGUCUCAUCACUUGCAGUUGCAGAAUAAUUGUAAUGGGACAACUUUGUUAUCUUCUGAAAGAUCAUCAACAACAAAAAACUAAUUUUAGGCAAGUGUUGCUGAAACUCUGUGAUACGGAUUUUUCGGCACAAUUUGCAUGUGGUAGGUGAAGUAUGCCACGAGACAAUCUCUUGUUUGGAGUAGGCCUAUUCCCAAAUGGCCUUUUUAAUAACAACAUGCCUAGAAACAACAUGAAUGGUACAGGACCCACUCUGCUAAAUAACAACAAUCCAAAUUAUGUGAAUGCAAACCAGUUGGCUACAGUGAGAGAUAGAAUGUUUCACGCUAUUUUUCAUCGAAUGGCUGUGGCAUAUGCCAGGACAUUUCCAAAACCUAUCAGAAGGCUCCUGGAGUGGCUCUUCCUUUUAAAGGCUUUAGCUGCUUUCCUAAUGCUCCUGUACAUACACAUCAUUUUUUCACGAUCCCCCAUUACUUGUCUGGAUCACAUUAAAGCUGACUGGCCACGAGAUGGCAUUGUAAGAAUUGACAUUACCCGAAGUGGAGAUUAUAAUCAUCCAGACAGAGAGGAUUACUCAUUACAUCAUUCUUAUGCGAAAGAGCAAAGGAUACAUCAAAGAGAACAAUUUGAAUAUCAAGCCAUGUUUGGGUUCUGGACUGGGCCACAGAGUUCCUCCUCUGAAUCCAUAGAAACCGAAUCAGCACUUGAAGAGACGGAAUCAACGUCGACAGAAAUCUACUAUAAUGAAACUUUGAAGAGCAAUAUCACGAAUUUGGGAAACGAACAAAUUGAAACUGUGCUCCCCACAGAGGUGACGGAGCUCGACAAAAUCAUAAAAGCCACAGUGUGGCCACCGGAAGAGUAUAUAGUCGAGUUUUCUUUGGAAUACGGGUUUUUGCGUUUAAGUCCUGCCACGCGACGGAAAUUGAAUAUAACUAUAUUGCUGGUAACGCUGGAUCCUGUCAAUAAUAGUUGCUUCGGUGACAGUUUUGGCCGGUUUUUACUUGACGAAUUCCUCGGUUACAACGACUUUAUCAUGGGAGCGGUCAAGGCUUUGGCUGAAGCAGAAGACAGUCAGGGAUAUCUAAGAAACGUAGUGACAGGUGAACAUUACCGCUUUGUCAAUAUGUGGAUGGCUCGCACCUCGUACAUCGCUUCCGCCUUCGCCAUGGUGAUUUUUACCCUGUCAAUAUCGAUGUUGUUGCGGUAUUCACGGAAUCAGAUCUUCAUUUUUAUUGUCGACUUGCUGCAGAUGCUGGAGUUCAACGUGAACGUCACAUUUCCGGUAGCUUCCUUUUUCACCGUCAUCCUGGCAUUAGUUGGAAUGGAAGCUAUCAUGGCCGAGUUCUUCAACGACAGUUCCACCGCCUUUUAUGUCAUCAUCUUCGUCUGGGUGGCAGAUCAGUACGAUGCAGUCUGCUGCCACACUGCUGUUACAAAACGUCACUGGCUUAGAUUUUUCUACUUGUAUCACUACGCGUUUUACGCCUACCAUUACCGCUUCAACGGACAGUAUAGCGGACUGGCCUUGGUGACAUCGUGGCUCUUCACGCAGCAUUCAAUGCUCUACUUCUUCCAUCAUUACGAGUUGCCGUUGAUCCUCCGUCAGUUCCAACUGCAAAACAUGUUGAUCCGGACUAGCAACAGCUCGUCCCCUGGCGGCUCUUCGAGUACAGCAACAGCCGCGUCGGCUCCAACAGUUGAUGACGGCGUCAUGGAACGGAACACAGAAAGCGUAUCGGAAGUGGAAAGCGAGGCUGCGGUCGAUUUUGAGACGAUCGACCGUGAUUCUGACUCACAACCAUCCGAAACCCCCUCUGACGAUUCGGAAAUGGAAUCCAUUGUAGAUGGAGCGCCCGCGGAUGUCGAUCCCCCGUCCAGCAGUGGAGAUGGCAUUAGUAGCAGCAGCAGUAGUAGUAGUAGUAGUAGUAGUAUCACCACCACCACCACCACCACCACUACGACGACGACAGCCACUGGCACGACCACCGGUGGCGUAGAAACACUGCCAACGACCCUACAUCCGUUAGAUUCGCCUAAUGCCCGACAUCCUCUCCGUGAUCUAUCGUUUUCAUUGCUGCGAUAAAUCUAUUUUUAGCUAAUAAAAUACCCAUCUUAUUGAACACAACCGAGAACGGUUGUGUGCGAAUGAACUAUUGUACAAGCCUGUCCUUACUUUUAUUUUCCCUUUUUUGUUUUUUGGUUUUUUUUUUGUUUUUGUUUUUUUUUUUUUGUUUGGCAGUCAUUUUUUUUUUCUCUCUCUUUUCAGUCGUCUGUGAUUGGCAGGUGGUGGUUUCUCAGCAGCUCACUCACUAGCCAAUAAAAAAAUAUCUAUCAAUAACGGAAAAGAUUUGCUGAUGCUAAGUAGUCCGUUUCUAAAGACACAACUGCGUAAGAGACUCUUAAGUAAAAUCCUAUAGCCGAAUAGACCGCUAGCCUCAUACGACCUAUAAAGUUGGUGUACGUGUCAUGAGUAACCAUCACUUGUUUCCAUGCGAACGAAUUCCCAGUUGAUAUAGCUAUCAGUUGCCGCCAAUAACCAGCUAUUAAUUGCGUGGAUUUCUUUUUUGUAGUGUCAUUAUAUAGUAUCAAAAGUAAGGUCACGUGUGGUGGAACGGAAAUAAGAUUCCUAUCAAGUUAUCAUGAUUCUUCAUUCACUGUUUGAGGUUACAAUUCAAACCCUCUUUUUUUUUUUUCCAUCAAACUAUGUACAGUACAGCAUACUGGAGAAGAAAAAUGUAUGGCUAAUGGAAAUUGA